AGCAGUAGACGCCUUCAGCAUCGGCUGGAAGGAUAUAGACGCAUACGCAUUCCCGCCAUUUUGUCUGAUUCAGAAAUGUCUGACCAAGAUAUGGAGGGAGCAGGCGGAGCUGACGCUCGUGACCCCGUAUUGGCCGGCCCAGCCUUGGUUCCCGUCGCUGCUGGAGCUGACGUGCGAGCCAGCGUUGAUUCUUCCGAGGAGGGAGCUUUUGUUGGGCCCGACGGGCCAACAGCACCCACUGGCGCAAUCGAUCCUACUAAUCGCCUGGCGGUUGUCAGGAAUCAAAUGGAAAGCGGCGGCUUUUCGGACCAAGUGGUCAACCUUCUCCUGGGUGGAGUGCGCAACUCCACAUCAGCUGCUUACCAAUCCGCUUGGAACGGUUGGCACAGUUGGUGUGUUCGGCAGGGAGCGGAUCCCAUGUCUCCACCUUUAGAGAAGGUACUUGAAUUUUUAUCGUGGCUGGUGGGCGAGGGAAAGGCAUAUAGGACAGUUAACGUCGCCCGCUCUAUGCUUUCCUCUACCUUGGGUAAGAUCGACGGCGUCGACAUCGGUAAACACCCUCUCGUGGUAAAAUUAAUGAAAGGGGCCUACAACAAGAUGCCGCCGGCCCCAAAGUAUGCAGGCUUUUGGGAUGUAAACUUAGUAAUAAAUUAUAUUAUCUCCUUGGGCCCUAAUGAUGGACUUUCGUUGGCCGCCUUAUCGUCUAAGUUGGCAGUUUUGUUGGCACUCUCAUCGCUAUACAGGGUCUCGGAACUGGCCAACAUCGUCAAAGAUUCCAUUGUGAUUGACGACGAACAAGCCAAGUUUUCCCUGUCGGCGCCUAGGAAAUCUCAACGGGCGUCCCCUCUCCAAGUGAUCACCCUGAAAAAAUUGCACCCCGUUUCCUUAGCAUGCCCGGUGGAGACUUUGAAACAGUAUAUUUCCGUCUCGGAGCAGUUCCGUGUAAGGGCAAAAGCUAGAUUGCUACUGCUGGGUCUCCGCCCGCCUCGAAGUUCAGUGAGCGGUUCAACGGUGGCACGUUGGAUCAAGUCAAUCUUGGCGGAGGCAGGAGUAGACACGACCAUUUACUCGGCCCACUCUACGCGUGGAGCUUCGGCUUCCAACGCGGCAAAUCGAGGUGUACCAACGGACGCUAUCUUGUCAGCAGGUUGUUGGAAGUCGGAAUCCACAUUUACCCGUUUUUACCGUGGCCCGACUGCGGGUGCAUCGGUAGCAAGCGCAUUGCACAUGGGUCGUUAGACCAUCAUUUCAUUACAGGAAAGGAAGCAAUGGAGCCAGCGGAAGUCAAUCGAAGUAAUGAUGUUCCGAAACUUUCCCAUUUUUUGUUGUUGGCGGAAUCCCGGCAGAAGAUUAAGCAAUUUUUUGUUAUGGUUAUCUGUUUAUUUGAAAUCCUCAUUGGUCUGAAGGGGCGUAGUUCCUGAGGGCCUGAGGUGACUGUCAUUUGUUUCUGCUUUGAAAAAUCAGCUGUAUAACACAAGGUCAACACCUAUAUGGAUCCAGGUCUCGCCACUUGAUCGGCAAUCACAAUUGCCCUUCUGUCGCUAGUUAGCGACAUCGAGCAAUUAGC
This is a messenger RNA of Daphnia magna, 1567 nucleotides long. RefSeq lists its product as uncharacterized. Gene Ontology annotation, biological process: DNA integration; DNA recombination. The transcript is spliced from 2 exons. NCBI's taxonomy places the organism in Eukaryota, Metazoa, Arthropoda, Branchiopoda, Diplostraca, Daphniidae. The record is from RefSeq and is a predicted model, not a curated record. Gene Ontology annotation, molecular function: DNA binding. Bases 76 to 1239 code for a protein of 387 amino acids.